This is a messenger RNA of Girardinichthys multiradiatus, 1113 nucleotides long. RefSeq names its product SEC22 homolog B, vesicle trafficking protein a (gene sec22ba). The transcript is spliced from 5 exons. Lineage: Eukaryota; Metazoa; Chordata; Actinopteri; Cyprinodontiformes; Goodeidae. Gene Ontology annotation, cellular component: ER to Golgi transport vesicle membrane; SNARE complex; endoplasmic reticulum membrane. The record is from RefSeq and is a predicted model, not a curated record. Gene Ontology annotation, molecular function: SNAP receptor activity. The coding region runs from base 65 to 712 and encodes 215 amino acids. Gene Ontology annotation, biological process: retrograde vesicle-mediated transport, Golgi to endoplasmic reticulum; vesicle fusion with Golgi apparatus; endoplasmic reticulum to Golgi vesicle-mediated transport.
GCAGAGAGAAGUUUGUUCGGUGUCAGGGUGAUCAGACAGCCGCUGACUGCUCACAUCUGUCGGCAUGAUCUUCCUAACGUUGAUCGCUCGGGUAGCGGACGGACUGCCGCUGGCUGCGUCCAUUCAAGAAGAUGAACAGUCAGGAAUGGACCUUCAGCAGUACCAGAGUCAGGCCAAGCGGCUGCUCCGUAAACUGAACGCCCAGAGUCCGGACCGCUGCAUGCUGGAGGCUGGGAACAUGAACUUCUAUUAUUUCAUAGCCCAGGGUGUGUGCUGCCUGUGUCUCUGUGAAGCCUCUUUUCCUAAAAAGAUGGCUUUUGGGUACCUAGAGGACCUCCACAAUGAAUUCUACGAGCAGUAUGGAAGAAGAGUACCCACCGUGACGAGGCCAUACUCCUUCAUAGAGUUUGAUACAUACAUCCAAAAAACAAACAAGUCUUACGUUGACAGCAGAGCUCGGAGGCACCUGAGCAACAUCAACACAGAGCUACAGGAUGUCCAGAGAAUCAUGGUGGCAAAUAUUGAGGAAGUUCUACAAAGAGGAGAAGCUCUUUCUGCUCUAGAUACUAAAGCCACCAAUCUCACCAGCCUGGCCAAGAACUACCGCAACGACGCCAAAAUCCUCAACACCCGUUCCACCUAUGCUAAAGCGGCUGCUGUGGCUGUGUUCUUCAUCACGCUCAUCAUCUAUGCACGGUUUUGGUGGCUUUGAUAAAUAAGCAAAGACUCUGAAAGGUGGAAGGCUUCCUUAUUCUCAGAUAAUUUAAACCAACCCUGUUCCAUCUGUAGAGGUCUUUAACCAUGUCGCUGUGGCGCAGGACAACUUCCGUUCUUUGCUGUAGCUUUAGGUUUUGUUCUGUGUUUUAUUCAAACUGAGCUGUAGGUCUGUAGUUUGACUUUCCUUUGUAUGUAGGGAAAUAUUCUACAGUGAGUUCUUGUGGCUGUUACAGAGGGAAAUGUUUGCACACUGAGGUUGGAGCUUCUUUGAGUUUAAAAAUAGAAAAUUGAAUGAGAAGGUUCCAGACAAUAUCUUGACACUGUGAGGAAAAACUGUCUUUAUUGUUUACAGAGUUGUACAAAUGCUAAUGAAAAAUAAAGAUUUAAAAACUGUCA